Messenger RNA from Clonostachys rhizophaga, 1245 nucleotides. The record is from the annotation of a GenBank genome assembly. Lineage: Eukaryota; Fungi; Ascomycota; Sordariomycetes; Hypocreales; Bionectriaceae.
AUGGCUGUGCCCCCGCCCGACGAGUACAGAACCUCGUACGAUUUACCACUGCUGGAAGAACCAACUCUGGCCAUAAGGCCAAACCCAGCAUCACUGCAAUUCACGGAGUAUAGCUUGGCUCUCUACUAUCUGUCCACCAGCCUAAAUCUUGACGCUACAACCUUCCAACAAUCCGGAUAUCUGGCUGAAAUUGGAAAUGAAUUGCCGUACGGUCCACGAGAGUUCUUGGCAAUUAUCACUCGAUAUUAUUGCAUCGCCUUACAACAGCAUGAUAUGAUGCAGAAGAGACAUGCCAAACGCCCAACUCUAAGACUCCAGCUUGACCCGACCAUCACAUGGAAGGAUUUGGACAAGAAAAUCACGGAACAACUCAAGGCGGUUCUCCGCAUAAUCAGAUCACUUGCUAAUGAGCUUGGAAAACACUACCACGAAGAUAUCAUCCCUCAAUUUAUCUCCGACUUGUCACAGUUAGAGUCCGCUCCUCCCGUUGCGAAUAUCUCAGUCCGCGAGUGUAGAAUGUGGUGUCAAGUGAACACCACCGAGUUUCGAAGACGCCUACAAACUGCAAAUGGUAGCACCGAGUUGCGUGCUGCUAUGGAUGAGAUUUCCGGUAUGAUUACCGGAGAUGUUGUGACUGUACCAAGCCCAUGCGCUUUCAGGAUCGAUGGAAAGGGAGUUGAGAGCAUCGUCACGCCGUAUGUCUACUUCGUCUGCACCGGAAUGGAUAAGGAUGGGAACAAAGUCCACAACUUGGUGCAUGUAGGUUGCACCAGGGAGAGGCACAACAUGUGGAAAAUGCUUCAGGGCCAUCGCGAUCAAGCCAGAGAUGACUUGAUUGGCCAAGAGGCCAUUAACGCAUGGGGAAACUUAUACGGCCAGCUUGUCCAACUGGGUGUAGAUCGUUCCGAAGGCACCUUCCAGUUAAGAGAAGACCUGAUGCAAGGCAAUUCUCAAGAAUUGCCGGUUUGGGCUCGCGGGAUGGUUACGAACAAGCUGCGUGCCUGCGCCAACCACGUCGGCCAAUCCUUCCGGCAAGUUAACUGGAAUCAGGCAGCCACCAUGGGCUGUUGCUUCAUCUGUAAAACAGCCAUAUCUUUCGAAGAAGUGGAGAACAAGGACUUUCACAAGGAGGCGAGAUGUAUCAGCCUGCAGAUGAGAAGAGACUGCCCGCAUUCCUGCGCUGAGGUGGCAACUAGCGGACCAUUUCAGAUCCGGGACACAUUGAGCUUCAGGGUGUUUUUGUGA